This is a messenger RNA of Telopea speciosissima, 1777 nucleotides long. RefSeq names its product multicopper oxidase LPR1-like. NCBI's taxonomy places the organism in Eukaryota, Viridiplantae, Streptophyta, Magnoliopsida, Proteales, Proteaceae. The record is from RefSeq and is a predicted model, not a curated record. Gene Ontology annotation, molecular function: copper ion binding; oxidoreductase activity. The transcript is spliced from 3 exons. Bases 29 to 1744 code for a protein of 571 amino acids.
AAAGAAGAUUUUAGCUGAGAAACUAGCCAUGGAGGUCUUUCUGUUUCUUUUCUUAUCUUUAACUCUCUGGGGACCUGCAAACAGUGCGUGGUCUGAUGACAAAUUGAUAAGCCCCUCUAGGUUGGAAAUGUUUGUUGAUGUGCUUCUUGACAUGCCCAGAGUCCAAGGCUUCGACAUUAGAAAUGGUGUUCCUGUCCCCAAAACCCUCAAGAUCGGCAUGUACCCCAAAAGAUGGAAAUUUCACAUGGACUUACCUGCGACAAGAGUAUUUGCCUACGGUACUACCAAGUUCACAGCAACGGUGCCUGGCCCGACAAUCGAGGCUCUUCAGGGUAUCAAAACCCAUGUGACGUGGCAGAAUCACCUUCCUCUAAAACACAUCUUACCAUGGGACCCCACCAUCCCAACUGCCAUACCCAACAACAAAGGUGUCCCUACGGUCGUCCACCUUCAUGGUGGUAUUGGUGAGCCUCAGAGCGAUGGCAGUUCGAAAGCUUGGUUCACAGCUGGAUUUAGAGAUACGGGCCCCACCUGGUCCAAAAAGACUUAUCGAUACCACAAUCUUCAACAACCGGGAAAUCUAUGGUACCAUGAUCAUGCGAUGGGGUUGACUAGAGUCAACCUUUUGGCUGGUCUGAUUGGGGCCUACAUCAUCCGUCACCCUAAAAUUGAAGCCCCACUUGGACUCCCUCAAGGAAAUGAAUUCGAUCGUCCGUUAGUAGUCUUUGAUCGUAGCUUCCGCACAGAUGGCUCUCUGUACAUGAACUCCACUGGAAACAACCCCUCCAUACACCCACAGUGGCAACCGGAGUAUUUCGGCGAUAUGAUCAUUGUGAACGGCAAAGCUUGGCCUCGUAUGACGGUACGCCGUAGGAAGUACCGAUUCCGUAUUAUCAAUGCUAGCAAUGCCCGAUUCUUUAGAUUCUUCCUCACCAAUGGUAUGAGAUUUAUCCACGUAGGAUCUGAUUCGGCGUAUCUAGCACGACCAGUCAUGGUGAAGAAGCUUCUCUUGGGCCCAUCUGAAAUUGCUGAUGUCAUUAUUGACUUUUCAAAUUCAACAUCAGAGUGGGUAAUCUUAGCCAAUGAUGCAGCAUAUCCAUAUCCAUCAGGUGAUCCGACGGAUGAGAUCAAUGGGAAAGUAAUGAAGUUUGUGAUCAAAGGGCAGCGUGAGGUUGAUAUGUACCGUGUACCAGCGGAGUUGAUCAAAUAUCCUGCUCCUGAUGUAUCCAGUGCUUCGACCACACGAUACAUCGUGAUGUAUGAGUACACGAGCAGCAUCGAUGAACCAACACAUCUGUAUAUUAACGGUAGAUCAUAUGAGGAGCCUGCAACUGAGAUGCCAAGAGCUGGGUCCACUGAGAUUUGGAACGUGAUCAAUCUGACGGAGGAUAAUCAUCCGUUGCAUAUACAUCUGGGAUUGUUUGUAGUAUUGAAUCAGACGGAGCUGGUGAAUGUUGACGAGUUUAGAGAGUGCAUGAUGAAGAUGAAUGAUGCGGUCAAGUGCCAAGUGAGGAAGUAUGCACGUGGCAAGCAGAUAAGGGUGCCAACGCAUGAGAGGGGAUGGAAGAAUGUGUUCAAGAUGACACCAGGUUGUCUGACGAGGAUCCUAAUUAGAUUCUCAUAUAUCCAUUCAAAUGCAUCUUAUCCGUUCGAUGCGACAGCAGAACCAGGCUACGUGUACCAUUGCCAUAUACUGGAUCAUGAAGACAAUGUGAUGAUGCGGCCUCUGAAGAUCAUCAGUUGAGUAGUUAGGUUAGGUAAAUACCAUGCAUAGAUA